ACACCCUCCCUUUGCCACAGUCACCCAUUUUGUCCCCUUUCCCUUCUCCCCCUCACUCUUCACCUCUCCCCGGGUCGCCUUCUCAGAGGACUCUGCCGACGGAGAUGCUGCGGACCCCGCGGCCAGGGUCUGCUACCCGGAGAACGCUCCGUCUACCUUUGCCCCCUCCUCGGGGGCGCGUGAGGCAAGUUUCCGCCCAGUCCCUUCCCCAGUGACAGGACUUGGCGGCGGCCACGGCCAGGGAGGCGGAGGGAGGGACGGCCUGGCUCCUGAGCCCCCUCCCCUGCUCGCGAGCUCGCGCGGUCUGUGUCUCUCUCCGCAAGUGCGGAGACGCGGAGGAGGAGGAGGAGGGAGUUGGGGGAGGAUCUCCAUUGAAAUAAACAACCAGGCAGCAGUUAUUAACACGGGAACAUGGCGGCCGCAGCCUCAGCCACAGCUUCGGCGGCGAAGGUCAGCGCCGACGGCAGCCGGCACCUGACGGCGUGACCGACCCGAGCCGAUUUCUCUUGGAUUUGGCUACAAAUUUAUAGAUCUUCUGCACUGUGUACAGGCACAGGUGUUGCUGUCCUUAACGUUAGAGAGAGAAGACUUGGCAUUUUCUGGUGUGUAGUUAACAGUUGCUGAUAUGUGUUCAAGAUGAGUGGGAUGGGAGAAAACACCUCUGACCCAUCCAGGGCAGAGACAAGGAAGCGCAAGGAAUGCCCUGACCAGCUUGGACCCAGUCCCAAGAGGAGCACUGAGAAACGUAAUCGUGAACAGGAAAAUAAAUAUAUUGAAGAACUUGCAGAGCUGAUUUUUGCAAAUUUUAAUGAUAUAGACAACUUUAACUUCAAACCUGACAAAUGUGCAAUCUUAAAAGAAACUGUGAAGCAAAUUCGUCAGAUCAAAGAACAAGAGAAAGCAGCAGCUGCCAACGUAGAUGAAGUGCAGAAGUCAGACGUGUCGUCGACCGGGCAGGGCGUCAUCGACAAGGAUGCGCUGGGGCCUAUGAUGCUUGAGGCCCUUGAUGGGUUCUUCUUUGUAGUGAACCUGGAAGGCAACGUUGUAUUUGUUUCGGAGAAUGUGACCCAGUACCUAAGGUAUAACCAAGAAGAGCUGAUGAACAAAAGUGUAUAUAGCAUCCUGCAUGUUGGGGACCACACUGAAUUUGUCAAAAACCUGCUGCCAAAGUCUAUAGUGAAUGGGGGAUCCUGGUCUGGCGAACCUCCUCGGCGGAACAGCCAUACCUUCAAUUGUCGGAUGCUGGUAAAACCUUUACCUGAUUCAGAAGAGGAAGGUCACGAUAACCAGGACGCACAUCAGAAAUAUGAAACUAUGCAGUGCUUUGCUGUCUCUCAACCAAAGUCCAUCAAAGAAGAAGGAGAAGAUUUGCAGUCCUGCUUGAUUUGUGUGGCACGAAGAGUUCCUAUGAAGGAAAGACCAGUUCUUCCCUCGUCAGAAAGUUUUACUACUCGCCAAGAUCUCCAAGGCAAGAUCACUUCACUGGAUACUAGCACCAUGAGGGCAGCCAUGAAACCAGGCUGGGAGGACCUGGUGAGAAGGUGCAUUCAGAAGUUCCAUGCACAGCACGAAGGGGAAUCCGUGUCCUAUGCUAAGAGGCAUCAUCAUGAAGUGCUGAGACAAGGAUUGGCGUUCAGUCAAAUCUAUCGUUUUUCCUUGUCCGAUGGCACUCUUGUUGCUGCACAAACGAAGAGCAAACUCAUCCGUUCUCAGACUACUAAUGAACCUCAGCUUGUAAUAUCGUUACAUAUGCUUCACAGAGAGCAGAAUGUGUGUGUCAUGAAUCCGGAUCUGACGGGACAAGCGAUGGGGAAGCCACUGAAUCCGAUUAGCUCUAGCAGCCCUGCCCAUCAGGCCAUGUGCAGUGGGAACCCAGGUCAGGACAUGACCCUCGGUAGCAAUAUAAAUUUUCCCAUCAAUGGCCCAAAGGAACAAAUGGGCAUGCCCAUGGGCAGGUUUGGUGGUUCCGGGGGAAUGAACCAUGUGUCAAGCAUGCAAGCAACCACUCCUCAGGGUAGUAACUAUGCACUCAAAAUGAACAGUCCCUCCCAGAGCAGCCCUGGCAUGAAUCCAGGACAGCCCAACUCCAUGCUUUCACCGCGGCAUCGCAUGAGUCCCGGAGUGGCCGGCAGCCCUCGAAUCCCACCCAGUCAGUUUUCGCCCGCAGGAAGCUUGCAUUCCCCUGUUGGAGUUUGCAGCAGCACAGGAAAUAGCCAUAGCUACACCAACAGUUCCCUCAACGCACUUCAGGCCCUCAGCGAGGGGCACGGGGUCUCACUAGGGUCGUCGCUGGCUUCACCAGACCUGAAACUGGGCAAUUUGCAAAACUCCCCCGUUAAUAUGAAUCCUCCCCCACUCAGCAAGAUGGGGAGCUUAGACUCCAAAGACUGUUUCGGGCUUUAUGGGGAGCCGGCUGAAGGUACGACUGGUCAAGCAGAGAGCACCUGCCGUCCAGGAGAGCAGAAGGAGGCGGACGAUUCCAGCAUGCCCCAGGCUGUGAGCGGUGAGAGAGCUGACGCACAGAACCGGCUGCAUGACAGCAAAGGACAGACCAAACUCCUGCAGCUGUUGACCACCAAAUCGGACCAGAUGGAGCCCUCGCCCUUACCCAGCUCCCUCUCGGACACAAACAAGGACUCCACAGCGAGCCUGCCUGGUCCUGGCUCGACACAUGGAACCUCGCUCAAGGAGAAGCAUAAGAUUUUGCACAGACUCUUGCAGGACAGCAGCUCCCCUGUGGAUUUGGCUAAGUUAACAGCAGAAGCCACAGGCAAAGAGCUGAGCCAGGAGGCCAACAGCACGGCUUCUGGCUCAGAAGUGACUAUUAAGCAAGAGCCAGUGAGCCCCAAGAAGAAAGAGAAUGCACUACUUCGCUACUUGCUAGAUAAAGAUGAUACUAAAGACAUUGGUUUACCAGAAAUGACCCCCAAACUUGAGCGACUGGACAGUAAGACAGACCCUGCCAGUAACACAAAAUUAAUAGCUAUGAAAACUGAGAAGGAGGAGAUGAGCUUUGAGCCUAGUGAGCAGCCUGGCAGUGAGCUGGACAACUUGGAGGAGAUUUUGGAUGAUUUGCAGAAUAGUCAAUUACCACAGCUUUUCCCAGACACGAGGCCAGGCGCCCCUGCUGGAUCAGUUGACAAGCAAGCCAUCAUCAAUGACCUCAUGCAACUCACAGCUGAAAACAGUCCUGUUACACCUGUUGGAGCCCAGAAAACAGCAUUGCGAAUUUCACAGAGCACUUUUAAUAACCCACGACCAGGGCAACUGGGCAGGUUAUUGCCAAACCAGAAUUUACCACUUGACAUCACAUUGCAAAGCCCAACUGGUGCUGGACCUUUCCCACCAAUCAGAAACAGUAGUCCCUACUCAGUGAUACCUCAGCCAGGAAUGAUGGGUAAUCAAGGGAUGAUAGGAAACCAAGGAAAUUUAGGGAACAGUAGUACAGGAAUGAUGGGUGGUAAUGCUUCCCGGCCCACUAUGCCAUCUGGGGAAUGGGCACCACAGAGUUCUGCCGUGAGAGUCACCUGUGCUGCUCCCACCAGUGCCAUGAACCGGCCAAUCCAAGGAGGUAUGAUUCGGAACCCAACAGCCAGCAUCCCCAUGAGACCCAACAGCCAGCCUGGCCAAAGACAGAUGCUUCAGUCUCAGGUCAUGAAUCUAGGGCCAUCUGAAUUAGAGAUGAACAUGGGGGGACCUCAGUAUAGCCAACAGCAAGCUCCUCCAAAUCAGACUGCCCCGUGGCCUGAAAGCAUCCUGCCUAUAGACCAGGCAUCUUUUGCCAGCCAAAACAGGCAGCCAUUUGGCAGCUCUCCAGAUGACUUGCUGUGUCCACAUCCUGCAGCAGAAUCUCCAAGUGAUGAAGGAGCUCUCCUGGACCAGCUCUAUCUGGCCUUGCGGAAUUUUGAUGGCCUCGAGGAGAUUGACAGAGCUCUCGGAAUACCCGAACUGGUCAGCCAGAGCCAAGCAGUAGAUCCGGAACAGUUCUCAAGUCAGGACUCCAACAUCAUGCUGGAGCAGAAGGCUGCUGUUUUCCCACAGCAGUAUGCGUCCCAGGCACAGAUGGCCCAGGGUAGCUAUCCUCCCAUGCAAGACCCCAGCUUUCAUACCAUGGGCCAGCGGCCUAGCUACGCCACACUCCGCAUGCAGCCCCGGCCAGGCCUCAGGCCCACGGGCCUGGUGCAGAACCAGCCAAAUCAGCUGAGGCUCCAGCUGCAGCAUCGCCUCCAGGCACAGCAGAAUCGCCAGCCACUUAUGAAUCAAAUCAGCAAUGUUUCAAACGUGAACUUGACUCUGAGGCCUGGAGUACCAACACAGGCACCUAUUAAUGCACAGAUGCUGGCCCAAAGACAGAGGGAAAUCCUGAACCAGCAUCUCCGGCAGAGACAAAUGCAUCAGCAGCAGCAAGUUCAGCAGCGAACAUUGAUGAUGAGAGGACAAGGGUUGAAUAUGACCUCGAGCAUGGUGGCUCCUGGUAGCUUACCAGCAACUCUGAGCAAUCCCCGGAUGCCCCAGGCAAAUGCACAACAGUUUCCGUUUCCUCCGAACUACGGAAUAAGUCAGCAACCUGACCCAGGCUUUACUGGGGCGACAACGCCCCAGAGCCCUCUGAUGUCGCCCAGAAUGGCACAUACCCAGAGCCCCAUGAUGCAGCAGUCUCAGGCUAAUCCAGCCUACCAGGCCUCCUCUGACAUGAAUGGGUGGGCGCAGGGGAAUAUGGGUGGAAACAGCAUGUUUUCACAACAGUCCCCACCACACUUUGGGCAACAAGCAAACACCAGCAUGUACAAUAACAAUAUGAACAUCAAUGUAUCCAUGGCGACCAACACAGGUGGGAUGAGCAACAUGAACCAGAUGACAGGACAGAUCAGCAUGACCUCAGUGACCUCCGUGCCUACGUCAGGGCUGUCCUCCAUGGGUCCUGAGCAGGUUAAUGAUCCUGCUCUGAGGGGAGGCAACCUUUUCCCAAACCAGCUGCCUGGAAUGGAUAUGAUUAAGCAGGAGGGAGACGCAUCACGGAAAUACUGCUGACACUGAAGGUAGCUGGUUGCUUCUCUCUUCAGCUGACUGGGCUCACUUGCUUAAAACACUUACCAGCCUGGAGAGCUGUGUCUAUUUGUUUUGACCCAGUCGACCUGCCAGCCAGUUCUGCCAGAGCCUGGUCAGCAGAUGGACCUGGGCCCCGGCUCCCAGGGUGGGGUCCGCUUGGCUGUUGCAGGAGGGAGCUGCCUCUUCGCUUGACAGUCGGAAGCUCGCGUCCAGACAGUUGCUCAGUCUGUUCACUGCAUUCACCUUAGUGCAACUUAGAUCUCUCCUGCAAAGUAAAUGUUGACAGGCAAAUUUCAUACCCAUGUCGGAUUGAAUGUAUUUAAAUGUAUGUAUUUAAGGAAAACAACCAUGCUCUUGUUCUGUUCCUGUUUGGUUCCAGACACUGGUUUCUUGCUUUGUUUUCCCUGGCUAAUCAGUCUAGUGCAAAAGAUUAAGAUUUCAUCUCGGGGAAAGAACAGAAUUAAGGGGAAAAAGAAAAUCAAACUAAAGGUGUUCUAAGCUAAAGCCUGUAUUUGGGAUAAAAGCAGAGCAGACACCAUGGACAGCACUGUAUGUACCGAGACACCCAAGAAGUGAAGACCAAUAAAGUCAGAGUUGUAUCUUUGUAGAAGCUCUAGAGACCAUGUUGGAAAGAGUUUCCAGUUACCGAACAGAUGAAAAGGAGCCUGUGAAGGGCUGUUAAUAUUAACAAGUGCUUUUUCCUUUUUUUUUUUCUUUGUCAAAA
Messenger RNA from Callorhinus ursinus (northern fur seal), 5773 nucleotides. The record is from RefSeq and is a predicted model, not a curated record. NCBI's taxonomy places the organism in Eukaryota, Metazoa, Chordata, Mammalia, Carnivora, Otariidae.